Argiope bruennichi is the source of this 1689-nucleotide messenger RNA. Its product is annotated as 17-beta-hydroxysteroid dehydrogenase 13-like. Gene Ontology annotation, cellular component: lipid droplet. The coding region runs from base 439 to 1377 and encodes 312 amino acids. The transcript is spliced from 7 exons. The record is from RefSeq and is a predicted model, not a curated record. Gene Ontology annotation, molecular function: oxidoreductase activity, acting on the CH-OH group of donors, NAD or NADP as acceptor. Lineage: Eukaryota; Metazoa; Arthropoda; Arachnida; Araneae; Araneidae.
AUCCGGAAAUACAGACAUCACAAAUCUGGAUCUUUCAGGGUAGCAAGAAAAACGUAAGGCGAAGGUCACAAUUCUCACAGGUGUCACGAGACAGGUGGAUGAAAGAUCUAAUGGCAAGACCCUUCAUUUUUCUGAAUCUCUGUCUGAGAAUCCACACGAGACAUAGUGGUCGAUAUUCAGCUGCCCCUCGGACCCCUUGAACUUCGGCCAAAGAUAUCUUGGAACAAUCAUUUCUAAUAAGGACUUUCAUCAUAAUUGUCUUCCAAGAUUUUCACUGAAUGCACCCAAAUUCAUCUGUGAUUUGGAAAUUCAUCAGUGCAUUUAACAUUGGCAGACGUCAUGAUUUAGAAGUCAAACAUUCAGCAUUAUUAUCAUUUUAAUUAAAAAGAAUUAACUUUCCAUUUAGCUUGUGAAAGACUAUCGAUUCUCAUCUUCAUCAUGGGUUGCUUUGGAACAAUUUUUGACACAAUUAAACUCCUUUUUACAAUGUUUUUCGAUCCUUUUCUGAGAUUGGCCCGAUGUCUAUGGCCGAAAUCUAGGAAAAGCAUCAAAGGGGAAAUAGUUCUCCUCACAGGGGCUGGACAUGGUUUAGGCAAAGAAGUCGCCAACAGAUUGGCGGAAUUGGGUCCAGUGCUGGUUCUCUGGGACAUCAACCAGGAAAACAAUGAGAGCGUGGCGUCGAAGCUCCGGGCGCAGGGCCGCACCGUCUUCUCCUACAAAGUGGACGUGACCAACGAGCAGGAGGUCAUCCAGACGGCGAACAGGGUGAAGCAGGAGGUCGGGGACGUUUCAAUCCUCAUCAACAAUGCAGGGGUGUUCUCCGGACAGCCCCUUUGCAAUUUGCCCAGCCAUAUUAUCAGGAGAUGCUUCGAAGUCAAUUCCAUGGCGCACUUCUGGACUCUGCAGCAGUUCCUCCCUCGAAUGAUCGAGCUGAAUCGUGGCCACGUGGUAGCUGUCGCUUCGAUUGCCGGACAUCAGGGAGUGCCCUACAUGACGGACUACUGUGCCUCCAAGUACGCUGCAGCGGGCAUGAUGGAAGCCCUCAACAUGGAACUGCAGUUCAUGGGCAAGAAGAACAUCCGACUCACCACCAUCAACCCCAUCAUCAUCACCACCGGGCUCAUCUCUAAUGUCAAAUCCAGGUUCCCUUGCUUAUUGCCUCUUCUGAGUGUGGAGGAGACGGCGGACGCGGUCACCCGGGCGAUCCUCAAAGAAGAGGAGGAAGUCUUCAUUCCAAAACGAAGCGAAUAUUUGAAAAAUCUAGUCGAAUGCUUCAGCAGAAGAACAAGAUUUAAGAUUCUGGAUUGGGUUGGUUACGGUUUCGACCCCGAUGUAAUAACCAAGCAACCAAAAAAGAAUGGUUCCGAAAUCGUCUGAAAAGGAACUGUAUUUCAGGGCAAUUCAUUCAUGAAAUGAUUUCCUAGAAUUCAUCGAAGAAUUGAAGAAAAGUCAUUUCCUAAGAAUGAAAUGUGAAGAAUUUUUGAAUUUUGAAUCCAAAGUAAUCUAUCUGAAUUUUGAAUUAAAUAUCGUCAAAGGCAGAAUGAAAAAUAAAUUCAGGACAAUGAAAUUCUUAUGUUCUAGAUAAAAUGAAUUCUAUUUUUAAAUUCAAAAUUUAGGGAAAAAGCACCUUAUUAUCUUUAUCUGUUUAAAGAAGGGAAUUUAUCUAUUAUUGAUACGAGUACAUUUAAA